CAAUUUCCUGUAGCCUCACAUAGCGCUGCCUCUUGGAGUGUGUGCAGUGUGUGUGAGCAGUGCCGAGUGGACCAGGAUGCAAGCCAUCAAGUGUGUGGUGGUGGGAGACGGGGCUGUUGGGAAAACAUGUCUUCUCAUCAGCUACACAACCAACGCCUUCCCUGGUGAAUACAUUCCGACAGUUUUUGACAACUACUCGGCCAACGUGAUGGUGGACAGCAAGCCGGUCAAUCUGGGCCUCUGGGACACGGCCGGACAGGAGGACUACGACAGGCUCCGCCCCCUGUCCUACCCCCAGACGGAUGUGUUUCUGAUUUGCUUCUCCCUGGUGAGUCCUGCGUCGCACGAGAACGUCCGAGCUAAGUGGUACCCGGAGGUGCGCCACCACUGCCCCUCCACGCCCAUCAUCCUGGUGGGCACCAAGCUGGACCUGAGGGACGAGAAGGACACCAUCGACAAGCUGAAGGAGAAGAAGCUGUCGCCCAUCACGUACCCGCAGGGCCUCGCUCUGGCCAAGGAGAUCGAUGCAGUGAAGUACCUGGAGUGUUCGGCGCUGACCCAGAGAGGUCUGAAGACGGUGUUCGAUGAAGCCAUCAGAGCGGUCCUCAUUCCUCAGCCCCCCAAAGUCAAGAAGAAGCCAUGCUCCCUGCUCUGAGAAGAACAUUCCAGAUGUGCCAGAAGAAUGACGACUACAAAGAGCUGCAUUGACCUUAAAAGGAACGCUUCCGAGCAAAACCAACAAAUUCAAGUCGGGAAAGACCCACGCUCGCUGACCUUUUAUUAGCUACGCCUGCCGUCAACGUCACAGUACUUUUGUUCUGUAUUUAAAACCUCUUAUUAACUUUGAAAUGUAUAAAAAUGACAAGUAAUCCAAUGUUAAGUACCUAAUAAAGUGGACACUGAGCGUAUCAUGCUGAGAAUGUACAGUAAGCUAGCCAAAUUCUCAACGUCAAAAGCUGUAUUUGGAUCAAAAUGUGUGAUGAAUGUGUUAUUUGCUGUGAUUAAAAUACGGGAACAGAUUUUCUGUUGGGAGAUCAUUCCUGUGCUUCAUCAUCAUUAGCGUUAUCGGCCCAAUCAUCAUCAUCAUGAGAUGCGAGAUGAAUGAGGGCCGUCGCCGUCUCAUUCAUCUCAAUGUAUUUUUGCCGCCUGCCUGCAGCACAUCUGACCACCAGCUAGCGGAUUAAUCACACUCAUUAUCGAGUGCGUGUGAAAACAAAUUAGCCCAAGCAUGGCUGUGUUGUCUUAGACGCCCAAGGGACAGUUUCAGGAACACCUUUCAGGAACACCUGCACACGCUAAGGCAGCCAUGCCCAAAGUGCGAUUUUUGGCUCACGGCUUUAUUUUUAUUUUUUUUAAUCAGCUCGCGGUGUAUGAAUAUGAAUAUAUAUACAUAUAUAUUGUAUGAAUAAAAACAAAGCCCUACGGAACAUGACAAAGGUUUCGGGCCGCACUGAAAAGAAAAAAAAGGUACGACAGAGAACGUUAGCAUAGCAUAGCCUGCAUAUGUUGACCUGCAGUGCCUAACAAAUGCCUUAGAGCGCCACCCAGUGUAAGGAUGACCCAAAUGAACAGCACUAUUAUCACCCAACUCAUUUUUUUUUUUAUUGUUUCUUUAAGCUCUUGAGCUGAAAUGGUAUUUUUAAAGCUAAAACUUGAUUAUUAUUGCUGUUAUCUGUGUAUGUUGAAAGGUGUUUUACACAAAAAAACUGAAAAAAUAGGAGUGCAUUAUUAUUUUUCAUAUAUUAAUAUACAUUCCCGAACACGAACAUGUUUGCAAGCUAAGCACCAUACAAAACAUUGCAUUAUUUUAUUGUGAAAAAAAAAAAGCCCUGAUCUAAAGAGAUCCAAACGUUAAAACAUCUGUUCUGCUCUCUGUGUCUCUGCAGGCCAUAUAAAUGUGCUUUAAAAUAAUAAAAAGCCUCCCAGUGAUGUUUUGUCUCUGUUUAUAAUUCAACACUUUUCACCUGCAACUUUAUUGACCCAUGA
This is a messenger RNA of Dunckerocampus dactyliophorus (ringed pipefish), 1986 nucleotides long. RefSeq names its product ras-related C3 botulinum toxin substrate 2. Gene Ontology annotation, molecular function: GTPase activity; GTP binding. NCBI's taxonomy places the organism in Eukaryota, Metazoa, Chordata, Actinopteri, Syngnathiformes, Syngnathidae. Bases 77 to 655 code for a protein of 192 amino acids. Gene Ontology annotation, biological process: small GTPase-mediated signal transduction. The record is from RefSeq and is a predicted model, not a curated record. The transcript is spliced from 7 exons.